GCACUUGAAUAUAGCUGAAUAGGGCAAGAACAGCAGUGGUGAUGAAAAUGCUUUCGUUCCCAUUUACUUUCACUUGUGAUAGGUUUCAUGUAAAUUUACAUAUGAAAAGCUUGUUUGUUUCUUUAAAUGAAAUGGGACAUUAAAUAUGUGAUUUCUGUCUUCUUUUAUUUUAUAGGCUUUAUCUUACAUUAUUUUGUAUAUUUUUUAUGUUUUUGUCUGGAAAUAAGAAUCGCCGUCGUUAUGGCGACACUUCCGUCAACAGACUCCGGUUGAUAAGUGGGAUUCUCGGCAGGUACAGAGGACUUUGGCACAUUCAAGUCAAGUCGAGCAGUCAUCCUGGUACUACGAUGACCGAACGGCCAGCCACUGUGGAAAAUAAUGUUGGAAAAUGUAUGUUGCGCAACUGGGAAGAAGAGAGGGCCGUUGCAGCUGUUGACACUGAGGAGUCGAAGACACAAAUCCAGAGACAUGGACACAGAGGGAUUCUCACUAUGGACCAGGAGUCUAAAAUGGAGACUGUCACUACGCUUAAAGCGGCUUACAUCCCUCCGAAAGGUCCAGGUGUGAGGCUGCGGGGCAUCAGAAGCGAGCUUUUGGAAAAACAUAUCGCCCAGAUGAUAAGUGAGAAGAUUGACGCUGAACGGAGCCCACCGACUCCCAAAACUGACUUCUGCUCCACAACCCAGCGGGAUUACUGCGUCGAGGGAUUUGUGCCUCUUACCCCUGAAAUAACACAACCUCCCAUGACCCUGUCGCCUGUUUACUGCUUUUCCCUCCUUGGACCACUUUUGAUAGGUACUGACCACUGCAGACUGGGAACAUGCCACAAGAGCUGCAGGCUCAUGAUUAUAAAACUGACCAGGCCAUCACAUUUUGGAGUGAAAAUUACCAGCGGAUACAGGGUGUGACCGCCGUACAGACCCCGACCGCACCUUUCAGGAAAUCGGCCCUGUUCAGCACUCCCAUCAGUGAGCGGCUGGAUGAACUCCAGCUCCCAUCUGAUAACUGAGGCAGCAUAUCAGAUCAUCACAUUACAUCACUUCAUUACCAGUUAAUAUUAAAGUCCUAAUCCACUUUAAAGGUCUCUGUCAUUCUCAACGGCAGUGAUACCUCCGGUGUAUAAAGAUAUAAAGAUGUUUAUUAAAAAUGAGAUGACAGUUUCAGUAUCACUGUCUGAUGAAAUACUGACAUUUGGACUUUAAAACCUUCCAAACAAACCAUCUCUGGACUUAAUAAAACACACCACUAGGUUUCUGUUGUACAGAUUUGCAGAGAAACAUUUGCCUCCAUGUUUGGAUCCUAAAAAUAAUAAUUUACUGUAUCUCUCAGCACUGUGUCUAACUCUGGUCGGUACUGACCCAAAGCAUAUACAGUGACACAGUGCAGACCACAGCCAGUAAACAAGUGAAAGAAUGAA
Molecule: messenger RNA, 1417 nt
Organism: Micropterus salmoides (largemouth bass)
Lineage: Eukaryota; Metazoa; Chordata; Actinopteri; Centrarchiformes; Centrarchidae
Gene: spag8
Product: sperm associated antigen 8
Exons: 7
Coding region: 207-908 (233 amino acids)
Biological process (GO): positive regulation of transcription by RNA polymerase II
Cellular component (GO): cytoplasm; nucleus
Molecular function (GO): microtubule binding
Source: RefSeq, a predicted model, not a curated record